Messenger RNA from Monosiga brevicollis MX1, 1050 nucleotides. RefSeq lists its product as uncharacterized. Gene Ontology annotation, cellular component: lysosome. The record is from RefSeq and is a predicted model, not a curated record. Gene Ontology annotation, molecular function: cysteine-type endopeptidase activity. The transcript is spliced from 5 exons. Bases 28 to 1050 code for a protein of 340 amino acids. NCBI's taxonomy places the organism in Eukaryota, Choanoflagellata, Craspedida, Salpingoecidae.
GUCUUGUGUUCAGUGGGAAAGAGCAGGAUGAAGGCAACGACCGUGGCUGUUUUGGCAGUCGUGCUGCUGGCCGGCAUGGCCGCGGCCAAGACUCGCUGGCAUCAGCUUGAGGGCUAUACGUUUGAGCAUUACAAGGCCGAGUACAAGAAGGCCUACGCCACGACCACGGAGCACGAGUACCGCCGCCAAGUGUUUGAGCAGAACCUGGCCAAGAUCCGCGCACACAACGCUGACACUACCAAGACCUGGAAGGAGGGCGUGAACCACAUGAGCGACUGGACCAGCGAGGAGUUCCGUCGCCUGCUUGGCUAUGACCAGUCUUACGGCUACUCGAAGCACCAGCCCGCGCCCACCCAGACCCGCCUGGGCAUGGUCCAGCUGCCCGAGACGGUUGACUGGCGUACCCAGGGUGUUGUGACCCCCGUCAAGGACCAGGGCAACUGCGGUUCUUGCUGGUCGUUUGGCUCCGCCCAGACACUCGAGUCCCACGUUGCCAUCAAGACUGGCUACCUCGAGACCCUCUCCGAGCAGAACAUUCUGGAUUGCACGCCCAACCCCAACGAGUGCGGUGGCACCGGUGGCUGCGAGGGUGGCACGGCCGAGCUCGCCUACGACGCCUUUGCCAAGAACGGCGGUGUGCAGACCGAGUGGACCUACCCCUACAUCUCGUGGGCCGGCAAGAACUUUGAGUGCCAGUUUGACCCCAGCAAGUCGGUCAUCAACGUGACGGGCUACACCAAGCUGCCCUCCAACCAGUACGAGCCCCUGAUGUCUGCUGUCGCCAACCUUGGCCCCAUCGCCAUCUCCGUCGAGGCCAUCCGCUGGCAAAGCUACGAAGAGGGUGUCUUUGACGGCUGCAACCAGACCAACCCCGACAUUGACCACAACGUGCAGCUCGUCGGUUACGGCUCGGAGGACGGCAAGGACUACUGGCUCGUCCGCAACUCCUGGACCCCUCACUGGGGCGACCACGGCUACAUCAAGACGGUGACUGUUUGCGGCACCUGCGGCAUCCUCUUUGACACUGUCUACCCCACCAUCUCUGUCUAA